Molecule: messenger RNA, 1047 nt
Organism: Parnassius mnemosyne (clouded apollo)
Lineage: Eukaryota; Metazoa; Arthropoda; Insecta; Lepidoptera; Papilionidae
Source: the annotation of a GenBank genome assembly
AUGCUGUGCGCAGUCACAGCCUACGCUCAAUAUGACUCACCUACUCCCCCAAGGCUCCAAAUCCCAGGAGCCAUCCCAUUAGGCGGCCCCAGACAGGGAGGUUUCAGACAAGGAAGACUACAAGCAGCCAUCCCACUUCCUGGUGCCAUUAAUAGAAUUAGGAGACCUGGGUUAGCUAGACCAUCCUUUAAAUCCGUAGAUGCAUCUCCUCGACCAAAUCUGCAAUCGCUUGAAGAGCCUGCAAAACCAGUCACAGAAGAACCAGAAGAAGAUGUAGAAAUUAAUACACCCACAGCUUUUAUUUCGAAUGCUUACUCCACGGCCGAACCGCAAAGUGAUUUCUUCGAUAUCACAACUACUUCUCAACCUAAGCCACCAAUUGCUUACAACCCUACUCCAUUUACUCAAACAACCCCUUCACCGCCGAGACCAGAACCUAUCAGGCCUACACAAUACAGACCGUCACCUCAAUCAUUUGUACCACAAAGAAACGAAGCACCGUCCAGGCCUCAACCAGUUCGGCUUCAACCUUUGUCAAGUCGACCCCAGCGCCCAGCAUUCCGACCCGAGCCAAAACCAUUUAUUGAUGAAGAAGAAGUACCCAUUCAACCCGUUAGACAAUACACUCGUCCGCAAGAACCUAUCAGUCGAACCCCUGUCAAGACUGGUACUCAGGAAAGAUACACACCAUCAAACUCCAGGGAAAAGAAACCAGUAGCUCAAACUAUUAGAAAAUAUAGAGAGGAAAACGAAGAUGGAAGCAUCACAUGGGGCUUUGAGAAUGACGACGGAUCAUUCAAAGAUGAGACCAUUGGUGUUGACUGCAUAACUAGAGGCAAAUACGGCUACAUUGACCCCGACGGUGUAAAACGCGAAUACCAUUACGAAACUGGUAUCCCUUGUGAUAAAGCAAAUGAAGACAAGGAACAGAAAGGUUUCAUUGAUUAUCAGGAAAACAAAGCUGUAUUGCCUAACGGCAUCACCAUUGAUCUCGCAGCAAUGGGCAAAAAAUCUAAGAGGCCAUUCAGAUCACCGAGUGUUCACUAG